This is a messenger RNA of Helicoverpa armigera (cotton bollworm), 1205 nucleotides long. RefSeq lists its product as uncharacterized. The record is from RefSeq and is a predicted model, not a curated record. Lineage: Eukaryota; Metazoa; Arthropoda; Insecta; Lepidoptera; Noctuidae. The coding region runs from base 313 to 1149 and encodes 278 amino acids. The transcript is spliced from 7 exons.
UCUGCAACGGGUGGACCGGCAACUCGUGCUUACGUGCUUAACCCUUCGCGAACCUAUUACAACCCUUUAUUGACAUACCAAUCACGCGAUAUCUGAAUAAAAAGUUUUCCUGGUCUGUUUAAAAAAAUGUGACAAAAGACUGUUGUAUUUUUUCUGUGAGGUGGUGCGAACACAUUAAUGUGAGGAGUAUCGUCUCCUCGGCGACCAGAUGAUCAGUUUUAGUGUUAUCGGGAGCGAGAGAAGGCCACAAAAAUUGCUCCCCACGGCAGUCCAGCUCGCGCGUACAUCGCCUACCACAAGCUCGGGACAGGCAUGGAGGCCCAGACCGCCACGCCGCAAACCGAGUGCGAAUGUGGUGUGCACCCCUCAGUCUUCUAUCUACUGGCCACCUUGCUCCUCACCAGCUGCUCGACGGCGAUGCUAUGUGCGGCCAUCAUGACAGAGCAUUGGGAGCACGUGGUGUGGGAACAUGCAGCCCUGGCCGCGCUCGCCAAUGCGUCGAACACGGCACUGCAAUGGCUACUGGACGAGAAAGUCGCAAAGAUCGAAGACACAAGUAAUCGGAAAGGCGGGGGGACUUUUCUAGUGCCGAUGAAUGGUGGAAUUUGGACGAUGUGUGUGUCUCUAGAAGAGGAAGAGGUAUCAAUAUUGUCCAGGGCUGGGUUCCCCUCGCAGCCGGUUUGCACAAAUUAUUUAGCCAACAGCGACGAUGAAGAGCCCAGAGCCGAUUGGCAGCAUCGUAUGCAGAAUCUAUCCAUAUCAUGCGCUCUAGUCUGCCUGAUAGUGCUAGGCAGCGCCGCUCUGGUCGGCGCCUUCGGCAUCUGCAAGCAUCAGAUCAGCGCUGUACUUAUUACUGGCGUCAUGUAUUUGUUAGCUGGUCUAUUCGCAAUGUUCACCCUAAUGAUCAUUCACUUUAAACGCGUCCAACGCGUGUCCGCCCGCGGCAGUUCUCACGCGGACGGCACGGGCGACGGCGUCGUGGGACCGAGAGGGCCUGCACUCUCCCUCCUCUCGGCGCGAGAGUUCUCUACCGCCUGGUCUCUAGAACUCGGCUGGGGAGGAGUGGCUUUAGCAACUACGACGUCGCUACUGUGGAUACUGCUGUCCAAGAUUAUGAGGUACAACCCUAUAUCUGCCAUGCUGUUGUAAAGUUGUUGGGUAUAGUACCUACACAGGUGUAAGAUACAGCCUUUUCACACUGGAGG